CACACGGCACCAAACUUGCACUCAAUUAAUAUAUUGUUUUUUUUUACUAAAAUGGAUGAGAUUAUGUCCGCAGAUGAUGAGCUUAAUUAUAGGUUACAUGAGAUGAAUAUGUCAACGGAAAGACCCCUAUAUUCACGCCCCAAAAUACAAAUCGUAGCAAAUGAUCUUCGAGAACGAACGGAUUAUAAGAGCCAUUAUCUUCCCACCAUAGUAUCAAUGGGCCCUAUCCAUCAUGGUAACCCAGAACUGCAGAUAGGAGAGGAGUACAAGCUUAUUUGGGCAAAAAAGUACAUUCAAAAGGCAGGAACCGACUCAAAAGAUCUACACCGCAAAAUUGUAGAUAACUUGGCUACACUCAAGAGUUUUUUUGCCGACGACGUUUUAACCAUGGCCAGCAAUACUAUUGGUAACUUCCGUAGCUUCGACCAAAAGUUGACAUGGAUGUUGUUUGUGGAUGGAUAUUCUUUGCUGUAUAUCUUAGACAUAGACAAUGAUUUUGAAAAUGAGGAAACGAUUAUGAAGCUUGUGAGUAGGGAUGUGCUUUUAUUGGAGAACCAGUUGCCGCUCGGGUUGCUGUACUUGUUGGCGAAUGAUGGAAAGAAUCGGCUCAAUUUGAUGGAAAGAAUCAUAAGAUUUCUAAAAUUUAAUCAUGUGGUCAGUAGUGGGUACAAACUGCUGAAUGAAACGCCUACUCAUCUUCUUGAUCUUGUUCGCGAAAUGUUGUUGCCCAACCAUGAACAUAAGAUAACGGUUCACCAAAAUUUGAGGAGACGUGAACGUAUCAGCAACAGUGUUGUAAGAUACAUGAACAUACAGGAGCUGAAAUCAAACGGUAUCAGAAUAAAAUCAAGUGAGUCAAGCAUAAUAGACAUGUCUUUCUCCCACCGCUGGCUUAUUGGAGAAUUGACGCUUCCUGAGAUUGUUUUAGACGAUUUAACAAUUUCUAUCUUCCUUAACUUGAUAGCAUACGAAAUGUGUCCAGAUUUUAGAAAUGAUUAUGGGAUUAGCACAUUUCUGGCAUUCAUAAACUCACUCAUCCGCGUACCAGAAGACGUGAAAGACUUGAGAUUAGCAGGGAUUUUAUUUAGCAACUACGGAACCGAUGACGAAUUGAUUAAGCUAUUCCAUUUCAUAACUACUGAUGUAGUAUCUAAUGCCAAAUCAUACUCGCAUCUUUUUGGGAAAAUUAACAAGCAUAUGGCGAAUAAAUGGAAGACUAAAACUGUACGUUUUCUAAGAUAUAUCCGUCACCCUUGGACCAACUUUGCAGUCCAUGCUACGGAGCUCGCACUUGCUCUUGCCGUUAUCCAAACCUGGUUUACUGUUAAUCCUGUCAAAUCUUAACCAAUCACAAACGUUCUACCUGUGUUUCAUUGUAUAGAUUCAAGUAUGGCCAACUUUUUCUGCAAUAUGGCCACAAUAUACCAUUUAUAUUGAUUCAGUUUGUGUAGCCAUUUUUAAUUGAACUCCUUUAAUGUACUUUAUACAUGAAUAAAUAUUCCUUAUACUAAAUUUUCUCUUUUGUCAUUGUAUAUUAUAUUUGCCACUAAAACUAAAUAAAAU
This is a messenger RNA of Lathyrus oleraceus (garden pea), 1563 nucleotides long. RefSeq names its product UPF0481 protein At3g47200. Bases 52 to 1344 code for a protein of 430 amino acids. The transcript has 2 exons. Lineage: Eukaryota; Viridiplantae; Streptophyta; Magnoliopsida; Fabales; Fabaceae. The record is from RefSeq and is a predicted model, not a curated record.